This is a messenger RNA of Sinocyclocheilus rhinocerous, 996 nucleotides long. Its product is annotated as helicase with zinc finger domain 2-like. The transcript has a single exon. The record is from RefSeq and is a predicted model, not a curated record. Lineage: Eukaryota; Metazoa; Chordata; Actinopteri; Cypriniformes; Cyprinidae. Gene Ontology annotation, molecular function: RNA nuclease activity; RNA binding. The annotation marks the transcript as partial.
AUGGUGCGGGAGUUUCGUGACAUUCAGAAGAAAGCUGUCAUCCUUCGGUCAUGUUCCUCAACGGAUUCCAGGUUGGGUCACUAUGAUUUACGGCUGAACGCCUACACCUGGGCGUCAUCUCCUAUGAGGCGUUAUCUGGACCUUAUCUUGCAGAGACUUCUGCACACCAUGCUGUCUAAGGAGAUCCUAAAGCAAGCUGACUACACUCAAGUUGAAAUCAAUAGGUUCUGCCAAACUGGCAUGGAUGCAGAAGAGCAGUAUGAUGCUCUGGUGUUGAGACUAAAAAAGGUUCAGUUUGAACCCAAAGAUGUGGUUAAGCUUGCGGUGGUGGACCAGCUCACUCCACAGGGGCAUGAAUUCACAAUAUCAUUCCCACUACAUUCUAAGUUAGACGUCAUCACCAUCAUGUACAAGCAACUUAAAGUUGUGGAUCAGCCAAAUUACAAGAAGGAAAAGAACGCCAUGACCCUUCAUUGGAAGAGAAGAGUGUAUUCAUUCAGUGAAUCAUUCAAGAAUUCGUAUCCGUUAAAGCCCAUGAAGAAUGUGACAUCAGUGUCAAGCAACUUGUGGAAAAGACUGGUAUCUGCUGUGAAACAGCAGGAUUGGGUUAAGAUUGAGCAAUGCCUCCGAGACAUGAAAAAAGGGGAGGACGAAGAAAAGGAAAGUGUGACAAAUGAGGCUUGUUCAACAGAACAACGCCAUUAUAAGGAACUAACCAUGGAGCUGAAGUUAGGCACGGUUGUUCAGGUGCAGCUUGGGACUGAACUCAAAGAUGGCUUUCCAGUUCCUGUAGUUCAACUUCUCAGUGUUAAUCAAUGUUUUGAGAUCUGUUUGGAGCACACAAGAAACCCUAUUGAUUGUUUUUCCAAAACAGUGUGCAAUGCAUCAAAGCCUUUCUAUGAAAGCUACAAUGAGUACCAGAACAUCUGGAGCCAACUAUGUCAGAUAGACACCGCUUACAAUGCUUUGGAAGAAAAUAACAGCAUCAUCUUGGAG